This is a messenger RNA of Ziziphus jujuba (common jujube), 1772 nucleotides long. RefSeq names its product glucose-6-phosphate/phosphate translocator 2, chloroplastic. Gene Ontology annotation, cellular component: Golgi apparatus; membrane. Lineage: Eukaryota; Viridiplantae; Streptophyta; Magnoliopsida; Rosales; Rhamnaceae. The record is from RefSeq and is a predicted model, not a curated record. Gene Ontology annotation, molecular function: triose-phosphate transmembrane transporter activity; antiporter activity; phosphoglycerate transmembrane transporter activity. The coding region runs from base 244 to 1425 and encodes 393 amino acids. The transcript is spliced from 5 exons. Gene Ontology annotation, biological process: transmembrane transport.
UUCAUAAGAAAUACCGUUCUCGUAUUUCUUGCCUCCGAACUUUGUCGUCAUUUUCUCACCUUCCCUUCUCUUCAAUCUCAUCGACCUCAACAACCUCCUUCCAAGUUCUUCGAUAACAAUCUUUCUUUCUCUUCUUUACUAAUCCGCCAUCCAAAUUUGUCUCGGCAACCAAACAAAAACCCCCUACCAAUUUUCCUUCAAAUUCUUGCUUUGCAGUUUUCCAUCUUCGUCAGCAAAAGAAUCAUGAUCUCUCUUAGAGCUUCAUCAUUCACGCCCUCAGGUUUCUCUAACCGGAGGUAUUCGGUUCCUAAGCCUCAGUUUUCUUCACUACCCAUUAUUCAGAAUGCACAACAAAGCGAAAGCAACUCCUUCUCUUCCCAAACACCUCUUUACAUUUCUUCCACUAAGAAUUUUGCAUUGGUACCCAAAACCCAGAAGCUUUUGACCGAGUGCAAGGUCUAUGAGGCAGACCGUUCGCAGCCAUUGGAAAUCAACAUCGAAUUGCCGGACCAGCAGGCUACGUUUGAGGCUGCUCAGAAGUUUAAAAUUGGCUUGUAUUUUGCAACUUGGUGGGCUCUGAACGUCGUGUUCAAUAUAUACAACAAGAAAGUUUUGAACGCUUUUCCAUAUCCAUGGCUCACUUCCACUCUCUCACUUGCUGCUGGUUCGCUUAUGAUGCUCAUUUCAUGGGCUACCAGAAUCGCUGAAGCCCCAAAAACGGAUAUGGACUUUUGGAAAUCCCUGUUCCCAGUAGCUGUGGCACAUACAAUCGGUCAUGUAGCAGCGACAGUUAGCAUGUCAAAAGUUGCAGUGUCUUUCACACAUAUCAUUAAGAGCGGUGAGCCUGCUUUCAGUGUAUUGGUUUCGAGGUUUCUAUUAGGCGAAGCCUUUCCGCUUCCUGUUUACCUCUCACUCAUUCCAAUCAUCGGCGGUUGCGCGCUCUCUGCUGUCACCGAACUCAAUUUCAACAUGACUGGAUUUAUGGGGGCGAUGAUAUCGAACUUGGCGUUUGUGUUUCGGAACAUAUUUUCGAAGAAAGGGAUGAAAGGGAAAUCUGUUAGCGGGAUGAACUACUAUGCUUGUCUGUCGAUGUUGUCUCUAUUGAUUCUUACACCAUUUGCCAUUGCCGUGGAGGGCCCCAAGAUGUGGAUGGCUGGUUGGGAUAAAGCUCUCUCCCAAAUUGGUCCCCAUUUCGUCUGGUGGGUUGUAGCUCAGAGUGUGUUCUACCACUUGUACAACCAGGUCUCAUACAUGUCGCUCGAUCAGAUAUCUCCAUUGACGUUCAGUGUAGGAAACACCAUGAAACGGAUUUCGGUCAUAGUUUCCUCCAUCAUCAUCUUUCACACUCCUGUUCAACCAAUCAAUGCUCUCGGAGCAGCCAUUGCUAUCCUCGGCACCUUCCUUUACUCGCAGUCCAAGCAGUAAGCAAGCAAAUUACUUAAGGAUGCAAAAGCUAUAGCACAGAAAAAUGGAUGAUGAAGUGAGGAGGAGUAAAUAAAACUUGACCUCUGGAGAUUGGAAUUUUGGUGGCGGACUUUUGAUCAAUGAUUUUGACUUAGUAUGUGAUUAACAUGAAUCAGAAUUUGCAGAGCUUCCUCGUCUUCAACGCCAUAGCAAUGGUUUCAGACUUUUAGUGAUACGUUUUCAACAUACGGAUUUGGCUGAUGAUAUACAUAGAUCUUCUUCCCCACCCUUUAGAACAAAUGUAUUUGUAAUUUAAAUAAGAACAAUUGUUUGAGGCUGAAUAAUGAUUUCCUUCAUUGAUUUCUUUC